ACAAAGAUCUGCUCAGAGUCCUCUGUUGCCGUCUCUUACGCGUCCUUGUCCCAAUUCUUCCUCAUUCAAACACAGAAUCCCUCAUAGGAAUCAAUAGCAAGAAAGUGUGAUUUUGGUUGUUUUGUGGGUGUGGAUUGAAAUGGCAAGCGGUGGUUAUGGUGACGCGAGCCAGAAAAUAGACUACGUUUUCAAGGUGGUUCUGAUCGGGGACUCCGCCGUCGGUAAAUCCCAAAUACUCUCCCGCUUCGCCCGCAACGAGUUCAGCUUGGACUCCAAAGCCACGAUUGGCGUCGAGUUCCAGACCCGCACUCUCGUUAUUCAGCACAAGUCGGUUAAAGCUCAGAUCUGGGACACUGCUGGGCAAGAGAGAUAUAGAGCUGUCACUAGUGCAUAUUACAGAGGCGCCGUGGGGGCAAUGUUGGUUUAUGACAUAACAAAACGUACGACCUUUGACCACAUACCCCGUUGGUUAGACGAGUUGCGUGCUCAUGCGGACAAAAACAUUGUAAUAAUUCUCAUCGGAAACAAAACUGAUCUUGGAGACCAGCGAGCUGUGCCCACCGAGGAUGCCAAGGAAUUUGCUCAAAAGGAAGGGUUGUUCUUCUUAGAGACUUCGGCGUUGGAAGCAACAAACGUCGAGGAGGCAUUCUUGACGGUCUUGACAGAGAUCUUUAACAUCGUGAACAGGAAAAAUCUUGCGGCGGGAGAAGAUCAAGCAAACGGCAACCCUGCUUCUUUAGCUGGUAAGAAAAUCCUGGUACCUGGCCCAGCCCAAGUAAUCCCAGAAAAGAACAGGAUGUGCUGUAGAUCAUCUUGAUUUCUUUCAACAUAGAUUUGAAUUUAUGGAUCUAGUGUACUAGGAUGCUGGUGGUAAUUCUUUGAACAAGUGGUGUAUUCAGUUGUAAAUCGAUUCUUGCAGUUUUCUGGGUUAAAAGGUGAAGAUUUGUGUUGUGGUUUCGAUUCGAAGAAACAGAAGAAACUAAAAUUCAUUAAUUUCAUCAUCUAUGUUUUCUCUUUGUAAUCUCUUUGUUUAUUUAUAUUAA
Molecule: messenger RNA, 1043 nt
Organism: Sesamum indicum (sesame)
Lineage: Eukaryota; Viridiplantae; Streptophyta; Magnoliopsida; Lamiales; Pedaliaceae
Product: ras-related protein Rab11D
Molecular function (GO): GTP binding; GTPase activity
Source: RefSeq, a predicted model, not a curated record